GCCUUUAUUUAACUACGUUAACUACCUAAUAGGGGGAAAAGAAUAUAAACACCCAAAAGAAAGCACCUCUUGAGAAAAAGAAGGGAUCUAGUGGCGGCGGGAAUCUGCCAUGAAAGAAUAUCCCUAUGGAAUUGUCGGAACACAUGUGUCAUCAUCGGCAUAAAUAGGUACUGAGUUGCUCUAUUCCAUGAGCUUUCGUGAAAGCAGAUAGUUUACCCUUCUUGUAGACCUCCAUGACCCAUGCAUGGUACCCAAUGGUACCUGUAAGGCAUCAAGCACGUUUGAAGUACGGUAAACUGUAAAGUACUCCGCUGAACGAUUGUUUUGCUAUUACAAAAAAAUGUUUACAAGAGGAUAUGACUUCGACUUAAGAACAUAACCUACAAAGAUGACAAAUUCAGUUACACAUUUAACUGAGGCUGAUCUCGAUGAUCCAAAGUAUCGAAUAAAACCUUAUCAACAAUUGAUUGCAUCAUGCACUGGUGCUCUAAUAACUUCAAUUUUUGUUACACCUCUGGAUGUUGUUAAAACUCGUCUUCAAGCACAACAAAAGGCAAUGUUAUCUAACAAAUGUUUCCUUUAUUGUAAUGGACUCAUGGAUCAUUUGUGUGCUUGUAAUGGAAAAGUACCGGCUUGGAUUCAAAAAAAUGGAAAAUUUAAUGGCACUUUGGAUGCUUUUGUUAAAAUUGGGAAAAAAGAAGGAGUAUUUUCACUUUGGAGUGGGUUGAGUCCAACCCUUGUUCUAGCUGUACCUGCCACAAUAGUCUAUUUUGUAUCUUAUGAACAACUCAGAUUAUAUCUGAAGGAUACUUAUAAUAAAAAUAGAAAAACUGAAGAUGGUAGUUUUUAUGACGAGCAGCCUUAUUGGGUACCAACUUUAGCUGGUGGUACAGCGAGAAUUUGGGCUGCAACAUUAGUCAGUCCAUUGGAGUUAAUCAGAACAAAAAUGCAAUCACAAAAACUUAGCUAUGCAGAAAUGGGGCAAGCUUUGAAAAUUGUCAUGAAAUAUAACGGAGUUUUUGGACUUUGGAUGGGAUUAAGUUCAACUCUACUACGAGAUGUACCUUUUAGUGCUCUUUAUUGGUUUCAUUACGAAACAUUUAAAAGAUCAUUUCCUGCUUAUGUGCAUCUAUUCAGUUUUAAUUUGUUAGCUGGUGCUGCAGCUGGUUCUGUGGCUGCUUUUGUAACUCUUCCAUUUGAUGUUGUGAAAACGCAUCGACAAAUAGAAAUGGGAGAAAAAGAAAUUUACACAAACAAUCCAAAUGGCCGCAGCAAUACUGUGACUAGCAUUAUUCGAAAAAUUUAUAGUCAAAGUGGAGUGAGAGGAUUAUUUACAGGACUUAUCCCACGUUUAGUUAAAGUUGCACCAGCUUGUGCCAUAAUGAUUGCAACAUUCGAAGAAGGAAAACGUUUUUUUCAUUCUCACAAUAAAACGUUGGCACUGGAAAAAGAUGUACAUUAUAAUAGUGAUAAUGAAUAAUCAAUUAUUAUUCAAAAAUUAUGAAUACUUUAUUACGGGUAAUUAAUGUAACUAUAAAAAAUUAUAUUAUUGAA
Molecule: messenger RNA, 1554 nt
Organism: Aphidius gifuensis
Lineage: Eukaryota; Metazoa; Arthropoda; Insecta; Hymenoptera; Braconidae
Product: solute carrier family 25 member 40-like
Exons: 8
Coding region: 389-1480 (363 amino acids)
Biological process (GO): mitochondrial transmembrane transport
Source: RefSeq, a predicted model, not a curated record